AUGACGGCACGCUACUGUAAUCUACCGACUCUGGUAGUAUGAUUUGGUAUUUUCUUGUCUUGAUACUAAAAAUAAUCGGAUUUUGGAUACCGAUAUUCACACGAAGUGCACCUCUAAAUGAAAUUCCUGAAUCCGCCCCUGAUAAGCAAACUUUUUUCAACGUUUAAAUAGCACUUUAACUUCUUAUAAAUUACAACUUAAUUAUGUUUUUUUUUUUUUUUUUUUACUGUUACUGGCAACAUUGAUGAUAUUAACUCUGCUGUUAUGGCGGAAGUGGUAACAGGCUCAGCAGACGACGAUUCCGGUUUGACUAUUACUGUUACUAAAGAAUCAAUUCGACAGAAAGUAUGGACAUAUUUAGAAAAGAACGAUCUGGCUUGUUUUCCAAGGCCGGUGUAUCAUAGAAUACCUAACUUUAAGGGUGCUAAUGAAGCUGCUGCAAAGGUUGCCGAGUUGGAAGAAUUUAAAAGGACUCGUGUAAUUAAAGUAAAUCCUGAUAAACCGCAGGAACAUGUUCGUUUUCUUGUAUUAGAAGCAAAUAAAACGUUGCUUGUUCCUACUCCACGUCUCAGGUCGGGAUUAUUAAAUAGAAUAGUGCCUCCUCUUGGUUGUAACAAAAAUAUGUUAAGGAUAUGCUCAACCUCAAGAGGAGUGAAGGAAUAUAGUGUUUCUAUAGAUUUACAAUCUAAAAUAAAAAUUGAUCUUAUUAUUACUGGAUCUGUUGCUGUUUCUUUAUCAGGAUUUAGAAUUGGCAAAGGCGAAGGAUAUGCAGAUAUAGGAUAUGCUAUGAUGAGGAUAAUAGGCAUAGUCGAUGAAAAUACUCCUGUUGUAACGACUGUCCAUGAUUGUCAAGUAUUGGAUGAUUUACCUCAAGAGCUCUUUAACGACUACGAUCUUCCAGUAGACGUCAUUAUUACUCCUACAAAAAUUAUAAGAUGUCGACCAUCUUUACCAAAACCAAAAGAUAUUAACUGGUCAAUGAUAACGAAGGAAAAAUUUCAGGAAAUUCCAAUUCUUAAAACAUUAAAGAACUACCAGAGAAAUUUGUAAAUCAUCCUUACAUUAUAUGGUGAUGAGCAUUAAGUAAUGAAAUUCGUAUAAUUCAGUGGCGUGUCGUCAUUACAAUUUUUUAUAAAAUACAAGGGAAGCUUUAUAAAAAAUAA
Messenger RNA from Centruroides sculpturatus (bark scorpion), 1163 nucleotides. RefSeq names its product methenyltetrahydrofolate synthase domain-containing protein-like (gene lost). The record is from RefSeq and is a predicted model, not a curated record. The transcript has 5 exons. Gene Ontology annotation, cellular component: cytoplasm. NCBI's taxonomy places the organism in Eukaryota, Metazoa, Arthropoda, Arachnida, Scorpiones, Buthidae. The coding region runs from base 265 to 1050 and encodes 261 amino acids.